This is a messenger RNA of Mycetomoellerius zeteki, 3572 nucleotides long. RefSeq lists its product as uncharacterized. Bases 177 to 3572 code for a protein of 1131 amino acids. NCBI's taxonomy places the organism in Eukaryota, Metazoa, Arthropoda, Insecta, Hymenoptera, Formicidae. The transcript has 5 exons. The record is from RefSeq and is a predicted model, not a curated record. Gene Ontology annotation, molecular function: RNA uridylyltransferase activity.
ACUGCACUAGAAGAUCAUAGAAGAAGCUAGAAGCAGUUAGAGACGAAAGAACGUGAAAUUCUACAAAAAGCAAAAACGUGUUUAUAUAAUCAAAUUUGUCGCAGAAGUGAGCUAAACUGAAUAAUUACAGAUAUUUCUUGUUGUACAUGAGAGAAUAGACAUAGCAUAAAGUCAAAAUGAUAUACAGACAUUUUCUUGAGCAACAUAUAACGCUUUAUAAUGGACAAAUUUAUUGUGAUCGAUGCAAGAUCACAUUUCAAAACUUCAAGGAAGGAACGCGUCAUUAUGAAGAGGAUCACUCGUCUGUCAGCAGUAAAAUAUCUGAUUUCCUAAAUAAAAUGAAAUUGUCAAAAAAAAAUUGUACGAAGUUAGUACAACAGGGUAUUAUAAUAAGAGGAAUACAGCAAGAUUACUUCUGUAUAUAUUGCCAAACUUCAAUAUCAUCUUUACAUAAUUUUUCUCAACAUUUAAAAGAAGAAAAUCACUGCAAAUAUAUAGGUUCUAAAUCUAAUGCUAAAAAACCUUUACUGGAAAACCCAGCAGAUAAACUAAAUAAUAAUACAAUUAACGAUCAAACUAUAUCUGUUGAUGUACAAAAUGAAAGUGAUUUAAUUAAAAAUCUUCCAAGUAGCUUCAAAGCAGAAGAGAAAAGUACAAUUUUAUUAAAGUCUUAUAACGAAGAUAGUAUUAGUGAGGGUCUGCAAAGUGAAAAUUAUAUUGAUAUGGCUUUUUGUUGUUUGUGUAGUAUGUUUAUUUAUAAAACUACUAUAAAAAAUCAUAUGAUAAGCAAGAACCAUAAGUCUGCCGUAUCUAUAUUUAGAGAAAUCCGAAUCUCUAAUCAGCAAAUGUUGUGCAUUAUAAAGUUAGAAAAGGAAAGAAAAACUCUUAGGUCACUACAGUUAAAUAAUAAAAAAUUCAAUGGAACUAUAUGGCCAGAACAUGCAGAAACUCUAGCAAAGUAUACUUGCGAUCAAUGUAACAAAAUGGUCGAGCAGGAUGAUAUAAUAAAUCACGAAAUAACAAUACACAAAAGUAGCAUGAUGUUUUCUAUGAAGUUUAUCUAUAAUUGGUCAUCUGAGAGAAGAGAUCUUAACGUCACUAUUUGUUAUCCACUGUUUAAAUGCUCGUUCUGUAAUGAGAUAAUACAUGGCAUAGUGUCAUUACAAGCUCAUUUUUCGAAAUGCGAGCACAAAGAAAAUAUUAAAUCAUUAAUCGACAUUAAGAGACAGGAGUUUGAUAAUUGUAAAAAUAUAGAAAUUUAUUUGGAGCCAAUUGAAUUUCUAAGUCUAAUCUCUUUUAAGAAUAAUGGCGGAACUAUUCAAAUUCUGGAACAGCCUGUGAUGUAUAUUAAAAACAAUUAUCAAACUCUUCAUAAAUAUCCAAGAAAAAUUCAGAAUACAUUUACGUACAUUUGCUUUGACUGUAAUUAUACAGCUUAUAAAAUCAACGAUGUAAUUAACCAUUUAUGUGAAAUGUUAAGACAUUUGAAGCAUUUUGAAAAUAUUCUUCUCACAUAUAUGUCUAUAUAUAGUGUGUCUACAUCAAGAGAACUUAUCGUAAAUAAAAAUGAACGUGAAGUAAAAUCUCCAGUUUCUAAAGAAGAUGUAUCAAUUGAUAAUGAAUCAUUGACGGAAUGCAGCAUUGAUAAAAUACAAGUAAAUACAGGACAAUACAGCAAUCAUAACUUAAUAGUUGAAAAGAAUUCCAGCAACACAAAUAGUAGAAUGAGUCAAAAUGAAGAAAAUAAUUCUGGCUUUUUUAUAUCUCUCGAUAUAUUUUCGGAAAUGAAUACAUUAAUAAAAAUAGAUUAUGAAUUAAAUUGGUUGUCUACAAACCAGUUAAAUAAGAGCGCUCUAAAUCGUUAUAAUAAAAUAUAUUUGAAAGAUUACCUCGACAUGGAGGAAAUCAUGUUUGCCUGCAACGAAAGAAAACUGAUGAAAAUUAAAUCGAAUUUGCAGUUUUUCAUUCCAAGUCCUGAUACAGAAGACAAAAUACUUUGCCUUAUAUGUGAAAGUCUGCAAUUAUUCAAUAUACAGGCAAUAUACGAACAUAUAAAUUCUGAAGGACACAUUAUAAAAUUUAACAUGCUACAUGAGAAUGAAGAACAUUUGGAACUGUUAAAGGAGCUAGUGAAGAUACAACCUGCAUAUACUAAAUGUUUUGCUUGUAAAAUACAUACAUUUGAGAAUAGAAAAAUUAACAUAGAUUUUAAGAGUCAUAUAUGUACAUCUUUGCACAAGAACAAUUGUAACCAAUUACGUGAUCAAGUUGAGAUCAUAUUGAAAGAAUUCCAAAAUUUAUGGUAUAAUAUCCAAUACUUUGCUUGUAUCGAUUGCAACGAAAAAUUCAGAAUGAAGAUAAGAUUUAUGGAUCAUCUUAAUCACAAGCAUAGAGAAAUCAUGAGAAAAAUGACUAAUUCGAGGUUUGAGUUUUGUUUAACGUGUGCGACUUUAUGGUACGAAACAAAUGAUACCGAAGACAUCCAUAUAAAUUAUAGAAAACACUGUCAAUUACAAAUGCAUCAGUAUCUAAAGAAAAGUAAUGACUUCGCACUUACGCCGUUGCCGCAGCCUCUACAAGAAUUGUUGAGAGAUGUUAACGAAAUUUCUGCUAAUCUGUUCAAAUCGUCGAAAAAAGUAUUAAAUGAUCCAAAAGUGACUCAACUUAUGGAUGCUUUAAAGCACAUCUUUGGAACAAGUCAACUCCCUGUAGAAGUGCUCAUGUUUGGUUCAAGAGUCACUGGUUUAGCAUCAACAAACAGUGACAUCGACAUAUAUCUUGACUUCGAUGACGAAUGUACCGAGCCUCAAUCGAUUAAAAGGAGUAAGCAGAUUCAAGAUUGUUUACGUACCGACCAUGAAAAUUGGGAUAUAGAAUUAACUUUGAACAGGAGCAGAACUCCUAUAAUAAAAGUAAAGCACAGAUCAACGGGAUUGCAGUGCGAUAUCUCGUUUACGAAUGGUCUGUCAGUGGAAAAUUCCAAGCUUAUUAGAUCUUUCAAUACCGCAUAUCCACCGUGUCAAAAAUUGACACUGUUUCUAAAGAAGUGGCUCUCGCUGGCGGGCUUGAGUGGUCCUGAUGGAAUAACAAAUUAUGCUCUUGUCUGGCUAGUCAUCUUUUACUUGCAAGUUAAAUUUAAAAUUCCGAGUAUUGCUGACUUAAUCAAAAGCCAUAAUCAAUCGAAAAUCAUCUCUGGUUGGGAAACUGGAAUUAGUGAUACUAUUCUUAUCAAUGUACCACAACCACCAAUACACGAACUGUUGCUAGGAUUUUUCGAAUAUUACGGAGGUUUCGAUUAUAUGCAUCUCGUCGUAUGUCCAUUAUUAGGCGAGACGUGCCAAAAGAAAGCUUUUGCUGAAAUGAUUUUACCUAAUUCUAUGAAACUUUACAUCGCGCAAUUGCAUAGCGAAAAAUCAGAAUAUUUUCGUAUUGAUUCACCUAUGUGUGUGCAAGAUCCGUAUGAUCUCUCACAUAAUUUAACAAAGGCUGUGUCAAUUUUAACGCUUAAACGUUUUAAACAUUAUUGCAAUGAAAGUUUAUCAGUAUUACCUAGGGUUAUUGUUGACUCAUAA